Molecule: messenger RNA, 1271 nt
Organism: Phaeodactylum tricornutum CCAP 1055/1
Lineage: Eukaryota; Bacillariophyta; Bacillariophyceae; Surirellales; Neidiaceae
Exons: 1
Coding region: 33-1172 (379 amino acids)
Source: RefSeq, a predicted model, not a curated record
AUUUCUGUUUCGAGCGACGCCAAACCAUUUAAAUGGAAGAGGAGGUUACAACGAAGAUGGCACUCCGGGGACCCAUAGAUGACAAUGCGUUGGAGCCAAUACUCAAUCCGGUAGCCGACGAGGCCGGGGAAGGUUCGCACGACCGAAUCGAGAACGGAACGCCCGUCCCUACCGUGGAUAUUUCAGACACUGAUUCCUCGGACCUGCCAAAGUCCGACACAUCACACGGUACUCCUGUGGAUGUAAAGGGAAUGCCCGACGAACAAGAACAAUUUAUGAACGAAGGUCCGUUGCAGACUCAGCCACGUUGGCAAUGUAUUCUCAACAAGAGAGCCUUGCCAGACGAUCGUUUUACCGCAUUUGGUUACGAUAUAGUGGACGGGCCCGCCGUCGUCAAGUUUAUCAAGUUUUUGACCGUUACCUAUCUCUGCUUCUUUAUCGCCUUCGCAUUUGUUCGAUGGGUUGACUGGGAGAACGAUGAAUACUACACCAUGGAGCAGUUCUGGAAGUUUGACAGCAGCUUUGUUGUCACCGAUGCCCUUUUCUUCUUCGUCGUUGGCAGACUAAACAAACAGAACGGGGUGGAUCAUUUGGCAUGGAUUCUACCCAUUCUUGUCGCCACGCUGUAUUCCAGUGGUGUUACGAGGCUCGACUUUAUGCAGCACUCCGUUUCGCUUUACGAAAUGCGCUGUCGGUGGCCACCCGGUCUCUGGAUCUUUGCCAUUAUUGUGACUGUUUUUGUGGUAGCCUUGGUCUAUGCACACAUCCGGUACAUUGCUCAGCAACGCAAGCUAUUCGAAAAGGGUUUCGAAAUUUCUUUUUGUACAGCUUUCUUUCUAGUUCCCAGCAUAGCGAGUCCUUUUUUCCAUUUUCACCAUUGGUUCGCUGGUUGGUUUGGAGGGAUGCAUUUCAAUCUCAACGUAUGGUGGAGUCGAGUGACAAUGGCAUUUCUAUGGGGAUUUUACAUCAACGGUAUCGCUGUCUACGGCCGCGACCCCAUUCUGGGCUGCGAGUACUCUCUCUACGUGAGCCUUUACCAACGCUGUUCUUUUAUGCGCUGCUACGUUCAAGGCAUUAUCGACGGAGCGGGCAACGCUACUCACCCCAGCAAUUACACCGGUAUUGUGACUCCCUUUGUGCCCCUCGAUUGGCGCACGUGUUCAACCGACUGAAUGUGGGCGACUCGCAAGAGGAAGCACGUCGUAGAUUUUCGCCUGUACAAGUACAUGCGGUGGAUACAUAAUUGCUCUAGAACUCUUGUUGUUGCAGUU